This is a messenger RNA of Neoarthrinium moseri, 930 nucleotides long. RefSeq lists its product as uncharacterized. The record is from RefSeq and is a predicted model, not a curated record. The transcript has 3 exons. Lineage: Eukaryota; Fungi; Ascomycota; Sordariomycetes; Amphisphaeriales; Apiosporaceae. Bases 1 to 930 code for a protein of 309 amino acids.
AUGCCGUUUCUAAAACGCGAUUUGACGCCAAUUGAGGUCGACACUAUUGAUGUACUCAAAGACGUUUUCAGUAGGAAAGACUUGGUCAACUCUUCGUGGACCCCUUGGGCCACAGCCGAGCUCCUGGUUGACUUGGCCAGAGAUAACAGCCACAGGUAUCCCAAAACGACACAAGACGAUCGACAGCAUCAGAUUCUGACCGCUUUCGCGAUUAAGAUGCCACUGCAAGGGAAAGCUCGGGAACGCGCAUGGCAAGUGUUGCUGCAGCUGAGGUACGAGGCAGUUUUCGGCGACCAGAGGACUCAACUUGCACUCGACUGGGCAAGAAACAUGGACAGUUGGAAGUCCAGCUAUCAUCGAGAGUUCAAAGGUUGCGCCAUCAUGGUAGCAAAGCAACACGUGCUGAUCGCAGGCAUGUCUUAUGCUGGGAUUGCGACGGACUACGGUCUCUUCGCUGAAGCGCUACGCGACCUGACGAAGGACUUCUAUGCGCAUUAUGACCGCCAUGUACAGGCGGCGUCUGCCUGGAUGCAUGCUGGUCUUGAGAACUUGGAAGAUGCGUAUUGCCGGGCCUCGCAACACCUCCCGGCCGAAGACGUCGUGGAGUUCUGGAACGCAGCAGGCAGGAAGUUUAUGGAGAUAGCUCAAGAACCUAGAGUGGGAGAGGAUGCCCAAGAUGCGGCAGUGGAGGCGGCAGCGAGGAUGAGGUUUAUGGGUUUCGAUGAGGACGGAUGCUACUGGUUCAAGGGUUUGGGUGACAUCGCUCCCAGAAGGGUGCAUGCGUCAACCUGUGACAAGUCAAGGGAGGACUCGACCGAGGGGGACAGGUGGUAUAACGAGAAAGCGUAUUAUGACCUUGCCAACCAGCUUAUUCCAGGCUCGUUUGGAUCGGCCAGCAACGAGCGUCAUGGAGGUUACGAACGUGGGUAA